This is a messenger RNA of Gossypium raimondii (Peruvian cotton), 2889 nucleotides long. Its product is annotated as protein fluG. Lineage: Eukaryota; Viridiplantae; Streptophyta; Magnoliopsida; Malvales; Malvaceae. The coding region runs from base 119 to 2644 and encodes 841 amino acids. The transcript is spliced from 18 exons. The record is from RefSeq and is a predicted model, not a curated record. Gene Ontology annotation, molecular function: hydrolase activity; glutamine synthetase activity.
UAUUGUAGUCAAACCUCAAAUGGUUCGCAAAACUAUCUAUUGGGAAGUAAUUUAACGUCAUUUGAUUUCCCGGCAGAAUAAGAAAAGGAAAAUUUUGCGGGAAAGGGAAAGAAAAAGAAUGGUGUUUGCAGAGUUGAGAGAAGCCAUUGAGAAAAUGAAGGUGGUGGAUUCUCAUGCGCACAGUAUUGUUCCUUUAGAUUCCUCUUUUGCUUUCAUCAAUUCACUGUCUGAAGCAACUGGCGACGCCUUAUCCUUUGCUCCUUACUCCCUUUCUUUCAAGAGGAAUUUGAGGGAGAUUGCAGAAUUCUAUGGCACGGAAUCAUCAUUGGAUGCUGUAGAACAAUAUCGCAGAUUGUCUGGAUUGCAAUCCAUUAGCUCAAAGUGCUUUAAAGCUGCAGGAAUCUCUACUAUUCUUAUUGAUGAUGGACUGAAGCUUGACAAGAAACAUGACAUUCAGUGGCAUAAGAAUUUUGUUCCAUUUGUUGGUAGGAUACUCAGAAUUGAAUCCCUGGCUGAGGAGAUCCUUAAUGGGGAGAUGCCAGAUGGAUCUACCUGGACAUUGGAUGCAUUCACCGAAACAUUUUUGAAAAGCUUGAGGUCAGUUGCAAAUGAGAUUGUUGGGUUGAAGAGCAUAGCUGCAUACCGCAGUGGUUUGGAAAUCAAUCCACAUGUCACCAGAGAGGAUGCUGAGAUUGGUCUUUCUGAAGUUUUACAACGUGGGAAACCUGUACGAAUUACAAAUAAAAGCUUAAUUGACCAUAUAUUCAUUCAUGGUUUGGAGGUAGCUCUACAGUUUGAUUUGCCGUUGCAGAUACACACAGGCUUUGGAGACAAAGAUUUGGAUUUACGGCUAGCCAAUCCUCUUCAUCUUCGAACCCUUUUGGAGGAUAAAAGAUUUUCCGGGUGUCGCAUUGUUCUUUUGCAUGCAUCCUACCCGUUUUCAAAGGAAGCUUCAUAUCUAGCCUCUAUCUAUCCCCAGGUUUACCUUGACUUUGGGUUGGCAAUUCCCAAGCUCAGUUUUCAUGGGAUGAUAUCCUCAGUCAAAGAACUUUUGGAGUUAGCUCCCAUAAAGAAGGUCAUGUUCAGCACUGAUGCAGUUGCAACUCCUGAAACAUACUACUUAGGUGCCAAAAGAGCGCGUGAAAUUGUCUUUUCUGUUCUACGUGAUUCAUGCAUUGAUCAUGAUCUCUUGAUCACUGAAGCUAUUGAAGCAUCCAAGGACAUCUUUGCCCGGACUGCUAUACAAUUAUACAAGAUUAAUAUAGGCGAGGAACUAGUAGGUUUAAAGGCUAGUGACUCUCCUAGCUACGUGAUAGGGACAAAUGUUCCAGAACAUAGUGUUUCCCUUGUUCGUAUUUUAUGGGCAGAUGCUUCCGGACAGCAUAGAUGCCGAGUUGUCCCCAAGAAACGCUUUAACGAUGUUGUGAGGAAAAAUGGUGUCGGUUUGACUUUUGCAUGUAUGGCAAUGAGUUCUGCUGUUGAUGGUCCAGCUGAUGAGACUAAUCUAACUGGGACUGGUGAGAUUAGACUGAUGCCUGACCUAUCGACUUGGAGGGAAAUCCCAUGGAAAAAACAAGAGGAGAUGGUCUUGGCUGACAUGCAUCUUAAACCUGGGGAUGCAUGGGAAUAUUGCCCAAGAGAGGCCCUACGAAGAGUUUCAAAAGUUCUAAAAGAUGAAUUCAACUUGGUAAUGAAUGCAGGAUUUGAAAAUGAAUUUUAUCUCUUGAAAAAGCUAGAAAGAGAGGGGAAAGAGGAGUGGGUGCCAAUCGACUCAAAACCUUAUUGCUCCUCUUCUGGAUUUGAUGCUAUCUCCACUUUAUUUCAAGAAAUUGUUGCAGCUCUAAAUUCCUUGAAUGUUGCUGUUGAGCAGAUGCAUGCAGAAGCUGGAAAUGGUCAGUAUGAAAUGGCUUUGGGGCACACUGCUUGUACAUAUGCUGCUGACAACUUGAUUUUCACGCGCGAAGUUGUUAGGGCUAUUGCAAAUAAACAUGGGCUGUUGGCAACGUUUGUCCCCAAGUAUGCUUUGGAUGACAUAGGUUCUGGAUCCCAUGUGCAUCUCAGUUUAUGGCAGAAUGGACAAAAUGUUUUCCAAGCAUCCGAUGCAUCUUCUCAGCAUGGAAUGUCUAAAGUUGGAGAGGAGUUCAUGGCAGGGGUUUUAGAUCAUCUUCCCUCGAUUUUGGCAUUCACGGCACCACUUCCAAAUAGUUAUGAUCGCAUACAACCUAAUACAUGGAGUGGAGCAUAUCAAUGCUGGGGCAAAGAAAACAGAGAAGCGCCUUUGAGGACUGCAUGCCCACCUGGGAUUCCAAAUGGAUUUGUGAGCAACUUUGAGAUCAAAUCUUUUGACGGAUGUGCAAAUCCACACUUGGGAUUGGCUGCUAUAAUUGCUGCUGGAAUUGAUGGUCUAAGACGGCAUCUUCAUCUGCCUCAACCUAUUGAUGCAAAUCCAGCUACACUAGAAGGGAAACUAUCGAGACUUCCUAAAUCACUUUCUGAAUCUUUAGAAGCUCUUCAGAAAGACAAUGUCUUGAAGGAGCUGAUUGGUGAAAAGCUUGUUGUUGCUAUAAGCGGAGUUCGAAAGGCAGAAAUUGAGUACUAUUCGAAGAAUAAGGAAGCAUACAAACAACUUAUUCACCGUUAUUAAGUUGAUGAAUCAAUAUCCAAGCAGUUGGGGGAAGAGUAAGGAGUUUUGUCACUCUUAAAAUAAAUUGAUAGAUGAUGCUAAUCAUGGUUAAUAACUUUGGGGUGUUGGCUACUUUUACAUUUUUAUAUAUGCAACAUUUUGUUGUAGAAUAAUGGUUUAUCUCCGUUCUGUUUCUUAAGCUAUUUAAUCCAUUUCUCUAGGUUCAAGGACUUUCCCUUUUAUAAGGGGAAGAUUUAUUCACAGUA